Pelobates fuscus (common spadefoot toad) is the source of this 2027-nucleotide messenger RNA. RefSeq names its product vesicle amine transport 1 like (gene VAT1L). Lineage: Eukaryota; Metazoa; Chordata; Amphibia; Anura; Pelobatidae. The transcript is spliced from 9 exons. Gene Ontology annotation, molecular function: zinc ion binding; oxidoreductase activity. The record is from RefSeq and is a predicted model, not a curated record. Bases 146 to 1387 code for a protein of 413 amino acids.
GGGGCUGAGAGGGUCGCUGCGCAGCUAGAGCGCGCAUUACGGUAGAACGCUGGACCAGAUCCUGGUGCCGCAGCAGCAGGAGAGGCAGCAUUAGAAGGAGCCGAGCAUCCCAUUCCCAGGAGCCAGCGCCCCCCCACCUCCAGCCAUGGCCAAGGAGCGGCCGGAGAAAGCCGAGGAGACCGAGCAGAUGAUCGAGAAGGAAGGAGCAAAGGAAGGCCUGGAGGCCACGGCAGCCGGGGAUGGCAAGGAUAUGAGAGCCGUGCUCCUCUCUGGCUUUGGGGGGCUCAACAAGCUGAGGGUGGCCAGAAAAGUCAUGCCUGAACCCCAAGAGGGCGAGCUGAAGAUCAGAGUCAAAGCCUGCGGUCUCAAUUUCAUUGAUCUGAUGGUUCGACAAGGAAAUAUAGAUAACCCGCCGAAAACACCACUGAUCCCUGGUUUUGAGUUGGCUGGAAUUGUUGAAGCACUGGGAGGAAAUGUCACUGGCUUUGAGAUUGGUGACCGUGUUAUGGCUUUUGUAAAUUACAAUGCUUGGGCAGAGGUUGCAUGCACUCCCGCUGAGUUUGUAUAUAAGAUUCCGGAGGACAUGACUUUUCCCGAAGCAGCUGCCUUUCCAAUGAACUUUGUUACAGCAUACAUGAUGUUAUUUGAGGUUGCGAAUCUACGAGAAGGAAUGUCGGUCUUGGUUCACUCUGCUGGUGGUGGAGUCGGUCAAGCUGUCGCACAGCUCUGCUCAACAGUUCCCAAUGUCAAAGUUUUCGGAACAGCUUCAGCAUUUAAACACGAGGCCAUCAAGAAUUCCCUCACUCACCUUUUUGACAGAAACUCUGAUUAUGUCCAAGAAGUGAAACGAAUUUCCCCAGAUGGAGUAGACAUUGUCUUGGACUCUUUAUGUGGAGAAAACACUGGAAAAGGAAUUGGGCUUCUUAAGCCUUUGGGAACAUAUAUUUUAUACGGUUCAUCCAAUAUGGUCACGGGUGAAACAAAAAGUUUCUUCAGCUUUGCCAAAUCAUGGUGGCAAGUCGAAAAAGUGAAUCCUAUUAAACUUUAUGAAGAGAAUAAAGUUAUGGCUGGCUUCUCACUGCUAAACCUGCUCUUCAAGCAGAACCGUGCCCCAGUCAUUAAGGGGGUGAUUGAUAAACUUCUGGCCCUAUACAAUGAGAAGAAAAUCAAACCAUUAGUUGAUUCGUUGUGGGCUUUGGAAGAGGUUAAAGAAGCAAUGCAGCGAAUUCACGACAGAGGUAACAUUGGAAAGCUCAUUCUGGAUGUGGAGAAGACUCCAACCCCACUGAUGGCCAAUGACAGCACAGAAACCAGUGAGGCGGGGGAAGAGGAAGAAGAUCACGAGGGGGACACGGAAAACAAGGAGCGGAUGCCUUUCAUCCAGUGAUGGCAUGCACAGAUGUUCAGAGGAAGGCUUACAAGACGGAAAGUUCCAUUCUGUGCAUCAGUGAACAAUGUUGCUGUAGUACAGUGUGUGUUGUAUUUGUCUGCAGUCUGCUGAGCUAUAAGCCGUUGAACAAUGUUGUCUACCCUGUGGCAAAUAAUGCCCAUUUUGCAAUCUUUAGUUGAGUUGGCAUUUUGUGGAACUGGAUUGCAAUUGCUUUAUCAAGCUGAUCCCAGAUGACCCAUUAUGUUUUAAAUGGAGCUUUUAACUCCUUUGCAAACAGUUUGGGAUGAAACAUUAGCUGUUCUGAUUAGUGACAUUCAAGCUGUGUAGCAAGAGUUAAAUGUCUGCUUUGCUAUGCACUGCUCCUCUGUAGCAAAGGGUUAAAGAAAAAGACAAAAACAAACUCAUGCCAAGUACAUUAGCUAAAAGUUGCCAAAAAAGCAGGACUGCCACCGUAACUCAAGUGCCAACCCCCUUUUUUAGUAUUACGUGCCAUCUGUUGCAAGCUAAACACUUAACCUCCUAUAACAUGCUCAGCAUUAACCCUUUAAAAGGGUUUACUUCUUUUAAAAAGCCUUAGGACAUUGCUCUGCAAUUUAGCAAAUCGGGCUGAGAGCCCUUCACUUUUUUUUGUCUUUUU